AUGCGGUUGGCUAGAAGGUUGUUUGCUGCGGUCACAACGCGUAGGUACUAUGACAGCAUGAUUGAGAAUGAGCUUGACUCGGACGUCGAUGCAUCAGAGCAAGCCGAUGUUCUAGCACCUCUCUUUUCACAGCUUGACUUUCUGAAUAUGGAUGCCGUGUACAUACUAAACUUCUCUUUCUUCGAGCGUACCCUGCAUGAAGCAAGGGUUCCUACACUACUUCUUGAUUGGGCAAGGGCUGUGAUGCUCAACGAUUGGGACGGAAGCCCAGAAGUGCCUGGCGAUGGUCCAUUUGGCGGUGCCCUAGCGCUGAUUGAGGCUAUGUACAACAAACGCCAGGCUCUAUUAUUGGGAGACGCACAAUUCCGAGCCGAAUACUUUGCCGAGCGUCUCGAUGAGGUGGUGAUGCCUAUUGCUUGGUUGUCAUUCACGUCAACCAAACAAAAGUUUCAUCUCCUCGACUUCCCAUAUAUCUUCAACCCGUCGACUCUUGUGUCCUACUUCAGGUCCAUUAAUUUCUCGAGAAUGAGCCGCUCUUUUGAGGAAUCUAGCUCUCUAAAGAAUCGCAUGGAACACAUUAUCCAGCCUGGCAGCUUGAUUAUCAACAACCACCAUAAGAACGUGUUGCAAGAUCUUCUCCACACGGCUUCUUCCAAAUAUUUAAUCUUGGACAUCAGCCGCGAUAAUGUCAUCACAGACGCGUUUGACCAACUCUGGAGGCGCGAGGAACGGGAGCUUAUGCGACCUCUCAAAGUCCACUUGGGCGAGGAAGGUGGAGAAGAGGGCUUCGACUCCGGUGGUGUGCAACAAGAGUUCUUCAGGAUGGCCAUCGCAGAGGCUUUGGACCCCAAGUACGGUGCUUUCACUAUUGAUGAUCGGACUCGUAUGGUGUGGUUCCAACCUGGCUCUCUUGAAGCCGAGUGGAAAUUUGAGCUUGUGGGCCUGCUCAUCUCGCUGGCAGUCUACAACGGACUUACACUCCCUAUCACAUUUCCCAAGGCACUCUAUCGAAAGCUUCUCGGCGAGCCAGUCACUGAGCUGCAUCAUAUUGCGGACGGAUGGCCAGAUCUUGCUAGUGGCUUGACAACACUCCUGGAAUGGGACGAGAAAGAUGGCCUUGUGGAAGACGUUUUUGCGCGAACCUAUGAGUUCUCCGUCUCAAUGUUCGAUGAGCAUAUUUCACGAGAGAUGAACUCAGACAACCCGGAGUGGCCACAAUUCCCGAAGUCUGUUGCGGAAUCGUCUUCGAGCACAUCGCCUCUGUCUGCGGCCAACCCGCCUGAUGCACCUCUCGUCACAGGAGAGAACCGCAAUGCAUAUGUCUCGGACUAUAUUCACUAUCUGACGGACGUCAGUGUAAAACCUCAAUACGAGGCGUUCGCGCGUGGCUUCCGCACGUGCUUACACCCCAAAUCACUCACCCUGCUCACUUCAAACCUAUUACAAUCGAUCGUCGAAGGCGUGCAGGAUAUUGAUAUCGCCGACUUGCGGCGCUACACGCGCUAUGUCGGCUGGGACUCGACGCACCGGACGAUUAAGGACUUCUGGAGCAUUGUCAAGCGCUACGACGACCGCAUGAAGCGCAAGCUGCUCGAGUUUGUCACCGCCAGCGACCGAGUCCCUGUUGGUGGCAUGAAGAACCUACAGUUCGUGGUGCAACGUAAUGGUGAGGAGGGCGACGGCGGGCAUCUGCCGACCGCAUAUACCUGUUACGGCACCUUGUUGUUGCCGGAGUAUCACGAUAAGGAGAUUCUGAGGGAGCGCUUGUCCAUGGCACUAGAGAACGCGCAAGGAUUCGGAUUUGCUUAA
This is a messenger RNA of Phaeoacremonium minimum UCRPA7, 1809 nucleotides long. RefSeq names its product putative hect domain-containing protein. The transcript has 2 exons. NCBI's taxonomy places the organism in Eukaryota, Fungi, Ascomycota, Sordariomycetes, Togniniales, Togniniaceae. Gene Ontology annotation, molecular function: ubiquitin-protein transferase activity. The record is from RefSeq and is a predicted model, not a curated record. Bases 1 to 1809 code for a protein of 602 amino acids.